Messenger RNA from Trichoderma gamsii, 369 nucleotides. RefSeq lists its product as hypothetical. The transcript has a single exon. The coding region runs from base 1 to 369 and encodes 122 amino acids. The record is from RefSeq and is a predicted model, not a curated record. Lineage: Eukaryota; Fungi; Ascomycota; Sordariomycetes; Hypocreales; Hypocreaceae.
AUGCACUCGGCAGUUCCGCAACAGCUACGCGAGCCUUGGGCAAUGUCGGGUGUACCGCUACAGGGCAUCCCGAUGCGACUGCAGCAGGCACGGCGUACUGGUACCGGCGGCGCGGCAGGCGACCACGCCGGCGAGACAGCAGCAAGGAACUGCUGCGGGGCGAGGAACAGCACUCUGGAAGCCGGACUCCAGGCGUUGGUGGGAGCAAACAUGUCGCUGCAGGCGCAAGACGACGGAUUCGUACCCGUACUUGGCGCUGCCAGACCCUCCAGCACGCGGCUAAGAGCACCGGGUUCCACCCUUCUGCUUCCACCUGAGGCUGAUCUGCUACAGCCGGCAGCCGGCCCUAUCCCAGUCCCAACGCUUUGA